Daucus carota subsp. sativus is the source of this 1376-nucleotide messenger RNA. RefSeq lists its product as uncharacterized. Bases 231 to 989 code for a protein of 252 amino acids. Lineage: Eukaryota; Viridiplantae; Streptophyta; Magnoliopsida; Apiales; Apiaceae. The record is from RefSeq and is a predicted model, not a curated record. The transcript is spliced from 5 exons. Gene Ontology annotation, biological process: regulation of mitotic cell cycle.
CUCCAACGAUUUAUACACGCACUUUCCCAAACAGACAUUCACUUAAUUCACUUCUCAAAAAAUACAAAUCAAAUCAGAGCGUUCGUGUGUAUAUACAAUAAUCGAUUGAAGAAACUGCUGUAAAUCUCUACUCUCAAUUCAACAAUUAAGAAGGCCAAGAUCGAUAUUUACUGUGGCAAGUUUGUUUUCUUGCUUAAUUACUGCGAGUAUAUUAAGGGAGAGCAAAAGGCAUGGCAACUCACGCCGGUAAUAUCGUUCAAGAUCAGAAUAUAAGUUUCAAACUAGAUGGUCCUGCUAAGGGCAAAAGCAUUGCAUCCCAGGGCCAAAAGAAAGGACUUGGUGGAAGGAAAGCGCUCAAUGAUAUAUCGAACUCAAGGAAGCCUGCAGCACUUCAGCCAUCAAAGAAGCACAACUCUGCUAAUGUGAUCUCUAUAGCUGAAGAUUUCUGUAUGUCAAAGACCAAACAAUCUGUUCUGGGAAAGAAAAGUGUGACCAAGGCUCCAGAGAAACCUCAAGUCAGUGGGAGAAAAGCGCUAAUUGACCUCACGAACUCUGGUAAUCCAUCUGCACAGGCAGUGAAGAAGAGUUUGAGCAAGAACUUGACUGUGGUUGCAGAAGAAGAGCCUCCAAGUGGAGAAGGUUUUCUGCACAACCAUCAAAAUUGCAUCGCAUCUCAGAAGGCGGUAGAUGUGGAUUACUUUCUGAUGGCUGUUGGAUUACGUGAUGAUACUUGCAUUCAGCUAGCACCAUCUCCUAGGGUUCGUCGCUUACCUAUGUCAAGAAACUCAAAGCUGGAAAGUCCUCUGAAGGAAUUAGUAAUGGAGGAGAUUUUGGAGAUGGAGAUUGAAGACCAACUCCCUCACUCUGCAUUUACCAGUGAAUACAACUCAACAGCUUUUGGUACUCCACACUGGCGAAGCCCGUAUAUCCACCACCGGAACAAGGCCUUUCUUGCAAGUCCAAAAUUCAUUCUGAAGGAGAGUCCCUGAGCUAAUUAAGUUUAUUUCGUGCUUCAUAUGUAAAAGUCGUAGACUAAGUGUUGUUUGUGUUGUUCCUUUCUAGUUCGCUCAAACAUGAUACUCUCUAUGUGAUCUGUCUUCUUCACACAGAUCAAGGAAGUGAAUCCGUUACGCCCUCUUUUACUAGUAUAAAAGGAGCAUUAUCGCUGGUACUGUGUGACUGGGUACUAGUGUUUCCAUUAUGUAUUUCAACUUGUCAAGUUUUUUGGAUGUUUGGGAAGACGAAUUCGGAGGGCUUGCUUUACAUAUAACCUUUUUUUUUUUUUUUUUUAAUUGACAGAUGCUUUACAUAUAGCAACUUGUAUAACUUGUUAAAGCUAAAUCUAUACUAAUGCUGUUUAACAUUUAUAUUUUUGA